Stegodyphus dumicola is the source of this 2064-nucleotide messenger RNA. RefSeq lists its product as uncharacterized. The record is from RefSeq and is a predicted model, not a curated record. Gene Ontology annotation, biological process: regulation of transcription by RNA polymerase II. Gene Ontology annotation, molecular function: DNA-binding transcription factor activity, RNA polymerase II-specific; RNA polymerase II cis-regulatory region sequence-specific DNA binding. NCBI's taxonomy places the organism in Eukaryota, Metazoa, Arthropoda, Arachnida, Araneae, Eresidae.
UGUAAGGUAUGUAAGAAUUUAUUUGAAUGAAAGAACACUUUAAACAUGAAUAUGCUUACUCCAGCAGGAAAGAAACUUCACAUAUGUGAAGUAUGUAACAAGUCAUUCAGUCAAAAAAGGUAUUUAAACACUCAUAUACGUGUUCAUACUGGAGAGAAACUUUAUGUGUGUAAGUUAUGUAAUAAGUCAUUUGUUCAAAAGAUUGGUUUAAACAACCAUAUGCUUAUUCACACAGGAGAGAAACCUUAUGUUUGUGAGGUAUGUAAUGGGUCAUUUACUCUGAAACAUCAUUUAAACAAACAUAUACUUAUUCACACAGAGGAGAAACCUCAUGUGUGCCAGGUAUGUAACAAGUCAUUUACUCAAAAAGUUAAUUUAAACAGACAUAUACUAAUUCACACUCAUGUGUGUGAGAUAUGUAACAAGUCAUUUGCUGAAAAAAGUAAUUUAAAAUGCCAUGUGCUUAUUCACAUAGGAGAGAAAACUCAUGUGUGUGACAUAUGUAACAAGGCAUUUACUCGGAAAGCUCAUUUAAACAGACAUAUACUUAUUCACACAGGAAAGAAACCUUAUAUGUGUGAGCUAUGUAAUAAGACAUUUACUCAAACAACUAAUUUGAAAGACCAUAUGCGUAUUCACACAGGAGAGAAACCUUAUGCUUGUGAGUUGUGUAACAAGUCAUUUAUUGUUAAAAGUUAUUUAAAUUUACAUAUGCGCUUUCACACAGGAGAAAAACCCCACGUCUGUGAGAUAUGUCAUAAAUCAUUUACACAAAAAUGCGAUUUAAAAACCCAUAUGCAUAUUCACACAGGAGAGAAACCUCAUGUGUGUGAUGUAUGUAACAAAUCAUUUGUUAAAAAAUGGAAUUUACAGAACCAUAUGCUUAUUCACACACGAGAAAAACCUCAUGUGUGUGAUGUAUGUAAUAAGUCAUUUAGAGAAAAAAGUCAUUUAAAAACCCAUAUACUUAUUCACACAGGAGAGGAACCUCCAUCAUGUGUGUUAGGUACGUAACAAAUCAUUUUUUCCAAAGAGUUGUUUAAACAUCCAUAUUUACACAGGAGGGAAAUCUCACGUGUGCGAGAUUUGUAAUAAGUAAGUUACUGAAAAAAGUCAUUUAAAAGACCAUGUGCCUAUACACAGGGGAAAGAAACCUCAUGUGUGUAAAAAGUCAUUUGCUUAAAGAGCUCAGUUCGACAAACAUAUACUUAUUCACACUCGACAGAAAUUUCAUCUUUGUGAGGUACUUAAUAAGUUGUUUUCUCAAAAAUCUAAAUUAAGAAAGCAUAUACUUAGUGACACCAGAGAGAAACUCCAAUAGUUACAUACGUAACAAAUCACUUAAAUGACAGAAAAUUUGAAAGACGCUUGUCUGCAGAUUAUAGAAGGCUAGUGUGUUUUGUGAAAAAAUUUGAUUAUUAAGAACCUUUAUUUACCUGUGCAGUAAUCACUUGUUCAUGCUAUAAAGGAAUGACUUUGUAUGAGGUGUGUUUACCUUAUCAUUUCAUCUCAGUUCUUUCAUUUAUUUGUUUCCACAUGAGAAAAAAACCUCAUGUUUCUGAGAUAAGUCAAGUAAUUUUAAAGUAUUGCUGAUUUAAAGCAACAUUUUUUUAUCUUUAGUAAUUAAUUAGUAAUAAAAGGUUUAAAACAGUAUAUUCAAACAGCAAAAAGUUAGAGACUGUUCUAAAUCGGGAAAUUUUAUGGAUAUCACAUUCAUCCCAUGCAGGUAAUAUCAUGAAUUAUAUGAAAGCUUGACACAUUGAAUAUUUUCAUUUGAAUGGAAAUUUCAGUAACAUUUUGCACUAUAAGCAAAUUUGCAUUACAUUUUUGUAAAAAGUACAAAAUGUAAAAUAUAUAUAUAUAUAUAUAUAUUGUGGUAGCUUUAGCACUGUAGGAUAUAUGUAUUUCUCUCUUCCUUAUUAGCUUUGGGAACUCUGUUUUUAGUGUUGAGAAUUAUUAGAAUUUAUAUUUUUGAAAGCUUAUUUGUUUAGUAUCCUAUGUUUAAAACAUUAAUUGAAAAUAUCUUCUUGAUGCCAUUAUGCAGCUUAUACAGUCAAAAGUCGU